Dioscorea cayenensis subsp. rotundata (Guinea yam) is the source of this 683-nucleotide messenger RNA. Its product is annotated as tetraspanin-19-like. The record is from RefSeq and is a predicted model, not a curated record. NCBI's taxonomy places the organism in Eukaryota, Viridiplantae, Streptophyta, Magnoliopsida, Dioscoreales, Dioscoreaceae. The transcript has 5 exons. The coding region runs from base 60 to 683 and encodes 207 amino acids.
UCACACUCUCAUGUUCAUGUCAUCAUCAAGUAAUCAAAUAGCGCCAAUCCAUUUUUAUCAUGUAUUGCACUAGAUGUAGCCUCAACAAUGCAAUGAGAGUUGCCAAUUUCAUUGUAAACUUAUUUGGAAUUGGGAUGAUUGGGUACUCUCUUUGGUUAUUGAAAGUAUGGACCACGGUGAUGGUUCAAGUGGGUUUUCCAUCUUUGGCAAUUCCCAAGCCAUGGUUCAUAUACACAUUUCUUGGUGUUGGUAUCCUUGUUUGCUUCGGCGCACUUCUUGGGUACAUGGUUUCCAAUUAUAUGAGUAGAACUUCUCUUUCUUGUUACACACUGUUUCAUGGCUUGGUUUUAGUGCUUCAAGUGGUAGCCGUUGUUGUAAUUUUGUUCCGAAUAGAUUGGCAAGCGGUGAUUUCCAAAUACAUUGAUGAGGAGAGCGCUGAGAUCAAGAACCUUUGGAUGUUCCAUUUAGACUUGUGUCACUUGAUUGGCGUUGUAAUUUUAAUAUCAGAGGCCAUUGUUUUGAUGCUUGCCAUUGUACUAAGAGCCCUAGGGCCAGAAUCAAGAGGCCAUUGUCCUCAACCAAUACGAACAAUCUUAAGGCAGUCCUUUCUUGUCGAGCCCGGGUUGCCGCGUGGACUUCCAGGAUCAUCAACCCUGGCCUUCUGGAGGCGAUUUCAGGUGUAA